AUGGCCUCUGAUCCCGACGUGGGGGGUACAUCGCUGCACAGUGAGGUGCAGCACUGCUACCAGCUGUGGUCGCGCAUUCCGCGACCUCCAAACGCCUUUAUGCUGGUCGCUCAUGAAAAGAGGCGGUCGGUGGCCCCUGAGAACCCGAACGAAAACAACCAGCCUGUGAGUAGCCGCCUGGUCAAGUUGUGGCGUUCUCUCAGCGCCGCCGACAAAGAGCCUUACCAGCGCAAGGCGGCCGAAGUUGCCGCUGUCCACCGAAGGAAGUACCCGGGCUACAUGAACAAUCCACGUGAGGCCCAACGGUGCAAGGGGCAGGAACGCAGAGCCAAGGCGGUUGCCAGCAAGCUCAAGAGGGGCGCUUCCGGGGACCAGGAGCAGCAGCCGAGCAUUUCGAUGGCCGUGGCUCAGGAUCGAGGCACCCCGCAUUUCCAGCAGCAACAGCAUCCGCCGCCGCCUUCGAAAAGGAACGGACACUGUGCAACCAGCGCUGCUUGGUGCAACGAUUCGGGCGCUGGUCAGGGAAUGCCACUCCCUAGGCCGUCGGCCAUUAUCGCUGCCACGGCGUCGGCUCGCUCGGCUGCGCGGCCCUACAACGUGCACCGGUUGCCCGGUCCUCUGCCAACAUCAGUGCCUAGGGCCAACAGAGAAAACGCCGUGCCCACUGUUCCGUUAACGGCAGCUCGCGUAUUUGAAUAG
Dermacentor andersoni is the source of this 699-nucleotide messenger RNA. Lineage: Eukaryota; Metazoa; Arthropoda; Arachnida; Ixodida; Ixodidae. The record is from RefSeq and is a predicted model, not a curated record.